UUCUGGGCAAAAUUGUGUUUGUGUCCCGAUGGUGACAAAAACGUGCCAGAGAGCAAGGGGCCCACAGGAGAGGGGAAGUUUGUGGUCAUCGACACCUCCGACAUUUUCUACUCGAUCUCUUGUGCCAAAGACAAGCAACGCAACAUUGAAAGCUGCUUGGACCUCCACGUCCUGCUGCUGAUAAUUGCCAUCAGCUGUUAUAAGGCGGAGGACAAGGAGGCAGUCACAGGUAUCCAUGAGCUGUUUGGAGCCGACGCCAAGAAGUACAUCAUUACCGUUUUCACUCAGGAGGAUGAUUUGGAGUUUGACGCCCUGCAAGCUUACGUCAGUGGGGAGGGGUACCUCCUGGAGCUGGCUGAAAACUGCGGAGGCCAAAACUGUGCUCUGACCAACGGGGCAAGCGAGGAGGAGUGGCCCAUCAGCACUGGACACACAAACGGACCGUCUCUUCCCUUGGCUUCAAUACAACUACACUCUCUGUUUUCUAACUCCUUCCCUUGUGGGCUACGCCAGAGAUUCCUGAGCUCUCCUCGCGUGGCCUCUGAAAGUUGGCACCUUCAGGGCAUGGUUCUAGGCUUUUCUCAACUCUGCCUUCCAGCUCCGAGCUCCGCCGAUCGCUUUCCCCCAGGGCAAGAGGAGAAACUGCUUCAGGCCCCAGGAUGUGAGCUGAACCCUGGGCCACCGGAGCUGAAGGUCCUGCUUGUAGGCAAGCGUGGAGCUGGGAAGAGUGCAGCUGGGAACAGCCUUCUGCGGAAUCGAGUCUUUAAGACCAAAUUCAGCGAAGGGUCAGCCACCCAGAGGUUUGUGUCUGCGAGCAGAAUCUGGAGAGAGAGGAAAGCUGUGAUCACUGAUGCUCCAGACAUCUCGUCUUCAAGGGACCUUAAAGCGGAGCUGCAGAGACCUGCCCUUGGGUGCCCCCUCGCCCUCCUGCUGGUAAUGCCGCUGGGCUCCUUCACCGAGAAAGAUAAGGCGGUCCUGGACGACCAGGCCAGAUUCGGAGACAAAUUUGUGAAGUACCUGAUCAUUCUCUCCACCAGGAAAGAAGACCUCGGGGAUCAGAAUCUACGGAUGUUCCUGAAACACAGAAAUAAAGCUCUCUACCACCUCACUGACGUGUGCAGUGACCGGUACUUCGUCUUCAACUGCUGAGUGACGAGGGAAGAGGAACAGAGCCAGGCAGACGAGCUCCUGCAAACAGUUGUGGGAUUGCAACAGAAUGGGGGCAGGCCCUGCAGCUUCACAGGGGAAGAGACCCUGAGCACUGUGCUAGUGGGGAGGAGCGGCACUGGGAAGAGCGCCACCGGGAACACCAUCCUUGGGGACCUCGACUCACAGGGGGUGACCUCGUUGUGCCAGAGCAGCAAGAGGAUGGGGGCAGUGCAGAUGGUGGUUGUGGACACGCCUUCACUCUACCUGACGACCAGUGCGGAGGGAGGUCUGUCCCAGCUGGAGGAGGAGGUCAGAGGCUGUUUGUCCUGUUGUGAAGAAGGGAACAAGGUUCUGGUCCUGGUGUUCCAGCUGGGAUGGUUCACUCAGGAGGACAAAAGGGCAGUGAAGGACUUGGAGAGCAUUUUCGGAGAGGAAGUACACAACGUGCUGUUCACUUGGAAGGAAGAUCUUGAGUCAGGGGCUGAAGAGUAUGUGCAGAACACAGAUAACAAAACUCUUAAGAACAUCAUUAAAAGGUGUGUGGGGGAGGGCCGAGUCUGUGCUUCUAAUAACAGAGAAAUGGGCCAAACCAGGGAAAACCAGGCAACAGAUCUUCUGGAAAUGGCUGAUAAGCUGAUAAAGAGCCACGGAGGGCAGGGGGUCCCCACGAAUGGGAGAAAGUCAGCAAAAUCAUUAAAAAUGCCCAGGAAGGGGACACCUGGGUGACUUAGUGGGUUAAAGCCUCUGCCUUCAGCUCAGGUCAUGAUCUCAGGGUCCUGGGAUCAAGCCCCGCAUCGGGCUCUCUGCUCGGUGGGGAGCCUGCUUCCCCCUGCCCCUCUGCCUGCCUCUCUGCCUACUUGUGAUCUCCGUCUGUCAAAUAAAUAAAUAAAAUCUUUUUUAAGAAAUGCCCAGGGAAAGCACAAGCCCACAGAUUUACUGAAGAAUUUGAAGGAGAUUUUAUCGUAGGCAGCAGACGUGCGUGGGGGUCUCUCUAAGGUAGAGCCACCCUCACUUGGGGACGGAACGCGGUAGGGCUGGUGGGGUGGGGGAAGGCUCCAGGACCCUGGCAGGCACGUGCAGCUCAGCCCAUGUUGCUUCAGCUCUUUGUGGGUAAACAAAUCAUCAGGUUCCUCUCUAAAGGAGAAAGAAGAAAUUAGGUGGGGGAAUUCCAGAAAGAGGCUUCAGAGAUUCGGUGAUUUUGAGGGUCAGAAUUAAGUCACAUGAAUCACCUCACCUGCGUCCGUAAAGUGGCUUCAGGACAGACAAUGUGACCAAGGCCAAGGCCAGCCUGGGGUCAAAUACAGAAACCUGCCCAAGGACGGGGGGAUGCAGAUCCAGACAACUCCUGGCAUGGCAGAAUGGAGAAGCUGGACUCAUGCAAACCUCCGCGAGCCCCUGCUACACCCCCUCCCCCAAGAUGACUCAGGGCCAGCAGGUUCCUUUCCUCACCAAGGGGCUGUUCCUUAGUGCUCCCUUCUUUCCAGGCCUGAAUGGAAAGUGGGACCCUGUCAACUCUUCUUUCUUGUCCCUUAGGAAAUAAACAUGAGUCUGGGAGGUUUCAAAAGACUUUAUUGCUAAUCCUCGCCGUGAAAUAGAGCAGGACAAAACUCAGACACAUGGUGAAAUUGCCAAGAUUAGCCAAUAUUGCAGAUUUCCAGAAUUCUUUUUUUUUUU
Mustela lutreola (European mink) is the source of this 2823-nucleotide messenger RNA. RefSeq names its product GTPase, IMAP family member 8 (gene GIMAP8). Gene Ontology annotation, cellular component: endoplasmic reticulum. Lineage: Eukaryota; Metazoa; Chordata; Mammalia; Carnivora; Mustelidae. The record is from RefSeq and is a predicted model, not a curated record. Gene Ontology annotation, molecular function: GTP binding.